UACUAGUAGUGUGGUGUUGGGUCCUAAGACAUGCCCCAGGUUCAGUGAUUUGCUAGGUGACUCCCAGGACUGAACAUAAAGUGAUACUCACAGUUAUGAUAUAUUACAGUGAAAGGAUACAUAGCAAAAUCAGCAAAAGGAAAAGGCACACGGGGUGAAAUUUGGUAAAAAAUAAGCACAAGCUUCCAAGAGUCCUCUCCCACGGGAGUCACACAGGACACACUUAAUUUUUCUAGCAAAAAGAUUGACGACAUGUGUGAUGUGUUGUUUAUCGGGGAAGCUCGUAGAGACUCAUUGCCCAGGGUUUCUAUGGGGGCUGGUCACAUAGGCAGUCUCUGCCUGGCAUGAACCAAAAUCAGUAUAACCACAUUGUUUGUAUAAACAGUUUAGGUACAGUGAGCCACUUUUAUCAUUUCAAGAAGGUUUUAUGUAAGUGUAGGAAACAAGUUCUAAGUUCAAGUUCUAAGUUACCAGCCAAGAGCUAACCUUACAAGCAGGCUAUUCUAAGGAAUGCAAUCUCAGGUCUGAUGUGUUAACUCUUGGCCUUUGGCCAAAAUGUCUUUACAGCAAAAGUAUUGUCAGUAUGCCUCCCUCCACACCCCUUGCAGCAGGACAAGACUGACCUAUAGUUUUGAUCUCAGUUAUGCCUUGGAUUUAGCUAGCUAAAACAAAUCCCAUUUACCAUAAGGUUUACCUUAGAAAACCAAAUGGCUUUCUCCUUAAGUUUCUGUAUGAACCUUUUAAAAUAUGGCCUCCAGUGUCAACUCAGAAGAGCACAGCUAAGGCCAGUAAAUUGAAGCAGAUCUGAAAACCUUCCAGGAUUGAGGCAGUGUUAUGAUAGGGUAUAUACACAAAUAUAAUCCCAGAGGGUAUAUGUGGAACCCCUGGAAACAAAGAGUUUAAAAUUGUUAGGGUACCCCAAGCCAUGUAUACAUUAGUCAGCUAUUAUAGGUUUACCUGUGUGUGGCCUCCUACCAUGGGGCCUUUCAUUCUAGGGUUCCCAAACUAGUCUAGUUCAUUCAUUUCAGGCCUUGGUUUCAGGUUGACUGCCUUAAGGCAGUUAGUUCCAAACAGUUUUGCUUAUCCAUCACACCUAUUCAUUUGUUUCACUAGAGUGAAUGAUAUCUGGAGGUUUUCUGCAUGGGAAAUGAAGAAGCUGGGGCUGUUCCCUGCUGUCUCAUAGUGCCAUUAGGUGUGAUGGUAAGCUUGGCAGUCAGUUUCAUUUAAAAGUACUCACGCUUUUGGAGGAAGACAUGGUCGCAGGUGCAGCAGAAGCAUGGUGUGCCUGCUUCUGCUCCCGACUUACCGCUGUUCGCUCUUGGUGAGGAACAGGUCAGCGCAGCUAUGGCUUUUAAAAAUACUGGAAAAACACCCGUGGAGCCAGAGAUGGCAGUUCACCAAAUUAGAAUUACGCUAACUAGCAGCAACGUAAAAUCCAUGGAGAAGGUGUGUGCUGACUUGAUCAGAGGCACAAAGGAAAAUAAUCUCAAAGUAAAAGGACAAGUUUGGAUGUCUGCCAACACUUUGAGAAUCACUACAAGAAAACCACCUUGUGGUAAAGGUUCUAAGACUUGGGAUCGCUUCCAGAUGAGAAUCAUCAAGCGACACAUUGACUUGCACAGUCUGUCUAAGAUCGUUAAGCAGAUUACUUCCAUCAGUAUUGAGUGAGGAGUUGAGGGUUGAGGUCACCAUUGCAGAUGCUUAGGUCAACUGUUUUAAUAAAUUGAUUACCAGUUGUCAAAAA
This is a messenger RNA of Microcebus murinus (gray mouse lemur), 1744 nucleotides long. NCBI's taxonomy places the organism in Eukaryota, Metazoa, Chordata, Mammalia, Primates, Cheirogaleidae. The record is from RefSeq and is a predicted model, not a curated record.